Messenger RNA from Gilbertella persicaria, 664 nucleotides. RefSeq lists its product as uncharacterized. The record is from RefSeq and is a predicted model, not a curated record. Bases 23 to 454 code for a protein of 143 amino acids. The transcript is spliced from 3 exons. Lineage: Eukaryota; Fungi; Mucoromycota; Mucoromycetes; Mucorales; Choanephoraceae.
CUUCUCUCUCAUAGUACUGCCAAUGUCACAAACACAACAAGUAAAAUCACAAACCGAAAAGAAACCAAUUUUCAAUACAGAACCUUGUCCCAGGGCAGAAAGUUGGAGAGAUUUAUUGCAUAGUCUUUAUAGUCAACCGCAAGCAUGUUAUGACGCGAUAUUAACAAAAGUAAACAAGUUUUGGUCAUAUGAAGAGUUCCGUUUUGGCUUUUAUAUCUUUGCGCUAAUUUCUGCUGUGCCAAUACUCAUUUUCUUGUCAUUUAUGUUUACUGUCAUCUUCUUGACCUCAGCUGUAACCAGUUUUAUUUGGAUGUUUUUCGUGUUUUCUUCGUUAGCCAUUGGUCUUAUGUUACUCAUUCCUAUUUUGUUUGUUACUCUUUUGACAACAAGUAUUAUUGUCCUUGGCUAUGACUUGUAUUGCUAUUUACUACGAUCAUACAAUCAUAAAGAUUAAUUAAAAUUUAAAAUGAUUGAUUGUACCACGAAAAGAUGAAAGUAUCAAAGUGUAACAUUUGCUGCAUGAAUAACUUUUAUAAAUUCAGACGAUGUUCGUUUUUCUAGACGAAGCAAAAUUAAUCUUUAAACUUUUAGCUUACCCUGUAUCAUGGAUUGAAAGCAGCGAUAACUACUUCGGAUUUGUUAUUGUCUUUUUCUACUGUCUUUU